Alternaria rosae is the source of this 2108-nucleotide messenger RNA. RefSeq lists its product as uncharacterized. The coding region runs from base 85 to 1953 and encodes 622 amino acids. The transcript has 3 exons. The record is from RefSeq and is a predicted model, not a curated record. Lineage: Eukaryota; Fungi; Ascomycota; Dothideomycetes; Pleosporales; Pleosporaceae.
CUCUGAUAUCUAUCGAGGUCGCCCUUGCAAAUUGCAGGGAAGCACUUGCUUGUGAUUUCGACCUCAUUUCCACAUCUCUAAAGCAUGAACGAUUCCCAGCUACAGGAUUUCCUGAAGCCCCUUGGCCAAGGCUCGUCAUGGGCAGCAAAGUGUGUACGACGCCUUCUCGAAGCUAAGAACCAUACAGAUAUAGCCGCGGGUCUGGUCGCGCAGAAUGGCUACAAGCCCGUGGAGCUCGUCAAGGAUGUAUGGAAUGCAUGGGGUAUUGAUAUGAAGACUUGUCAUUCAUACUGCGGCAGAUCGAACUUCCCCAUGGUCUUUGAUUUUCCAAUCUUUACAUCCGGUGUGACAAACUACUUGUUACCGUGGCUAGGCCUGACAGCGCAACUUCCGUACGAGACGGGGUCCCCAUCCGGGGACUUCGAAAGCUUCUGCCUAGCCGUUGGAAGCCCGAUGUUGACCACUUUCUCUCUUAUGUCUACAGCCAUGAAUGCACGCACCACGUCGGAAGCAUUCACUGACCUACUCAAAUCUGACUAUCACCCAACAUCCGACAUGAAAGAAGCGAUAGUGUCAGCGAAGCACUUUCUUAGCGCCUCUCAACAAUGUCCUAUCAGGAUUCAAGAUGAUGACUUUCGAAAGCUGUUCCACGAUGAUGAAAAGCGGCUACAUGACCAAUGGGUACCUCUCGCAAGGCGUCUCGAUGACACUCGCCGACCAUACACCUUCUCCCUCUUUGCGCAGACUUUUUUUGCAGUCGGUGCUUGGGUUCUGACCAUCAUUGGAUCGUACGUUACAUCGCUCGGUCAGCAUUCUGAAGCUCUCCUGCUCUCUUCUGGCACGCUAUGGACGUGGUUGAUUCCGAUAGUCUUGGGUUGGAUGGCUGUCGGAAUGCAGUCACGACCGAAUACGGUACAAGACGCAUUACGAGGCGAGAGGAUAAAUGGGAAAUAUGACCCAAUGAAAGAAGUGAAAGCACUAAAAGCCGAGUCUGGCUUCAUUCGACUACCGUCAAAGAAGAUGGAAGAUGCCUUGUUAGGUAAAGUUCAAGGGGAUGAAGCUCAUCAAGGCCCUGUCUAUAACUAUGCACGUAUCUUAACUUAUCCAAAGCUACGAAACAGAGUCCUUAGCGCAUUUGAAGACAAAGUCAAAUCGCUAUCUGCACAGAAAGCUCAAACAACUAGUUUCACUCAUGCUUCGCAUCCCGAUUCAGCUUCAUCUCGCACACGAACUAGCCCUACUCGAUGUCACAAUACUACCAACAAUAAUUCAGCCUUGCCCGAAGAUUGCUCAGAUCUUGGAGAGGGCCCACAACUUGAAAGUGGCUCAAAUUUCGAAGAUGAUCAGCCGUACAUGCAAUGGAAGGAUGUUAGAGGAAACUCCGACUGGGUGUGGAACUUCGUGGUCUCCAAUGCCAUCGCUAUAUUUCUUCAGUGGGGUGUCACUGGGUCUGCUAUUGUUAUAUCGUACCUGACGGAGGUGCGUGGCCUCGGCUGUCGCUCUGGUAGUUAUCUACUGUACGGCAUACUUGCUACUUCCGCUCAUGUUCUUCUACUGACAUCAGUGUUUCUCUCACACGAGGUGAUGCUUGGGUAUCAGACAGAGCUCAUGAAACAAGCCGAGGGCGUAACGCACAAUGGCGCCCGCAGCAGCAAAUGGAUUCCUCGACUCGCCGUGGCUUCUCGGUUCUUCGGUAAAUCCAUUGCCAUUUUCAACGCCAUCUGGAUCAUCUUAAGCUCUAUUUUCGAGCUGAUCGGGUUCUACGAAAGUUGCUGGUGCACUGGAACAGUUUUAGGGCUGGGUAAUAGGGCUUGGGUCGUUCUCUUUGUUAGUGGUGACAAGAUGCGAGAAGAAGCUGAGGCAUCUUGGAUUGGUGGACUUGCGAUGAGCUUGUUCACAAUGAUCCUUACGUACCUUGUUCUGAAGACGUAUUCCCAGGGGAGGAAGAACUGAUUACGUAAAACAUUUCCGGUGGACCAUCUUUCCAUGUACAACAGGAGUCGGCCUCCUUACUAUACUGUUCCAAUGUGGUUAAUUACCCUGCGUUCCUAGAUAGAUAGCUCCAUGGUUACUCUAGCAUCCCCAAACAAUUGUCGUUCUACUUCUCA